Molecule: messenger RNA, 633 nt
Organism: Osmerus eperlanus (European smelt)
Lineage: Eukaryota; Metazoa; Chordata; Actinopteri; Osmeriformes; Osmeridae
Product: peptide YY-like
Exons: 4
Coding region: 79-366 (95 amino acids)
Biological process (GO): feeding behavior; neuropeptide signaling pathway
Cellular component (GO): extracellular region
Molecular function (GO): neuropeptide Y receptor binding; neuropeptide hormone activity
Source: RefSeq, a predicted model, not a curated record
CUCACACGAUGUUAGGAACCUGACAGAGUUGGAUACAGUAGCUCAGUGAAGUACAUACGCCGUUGUUUACAAGGAAAUAUGCGCCCAAACGCAGCGAUGGCACUUGGUGUGCUGGCUCUCUGCGCGCUGAUUUGCGUCCACUCCAUGAUUGACGCGUAUCCAUCCAAGCCAGCGAGCCCCCGUGAAGACGCCCCCCCAGAGGAACUUGCAAAGUAUUACUCUGCGCUCAGACACUAUAUCAACCUCAUCACGAGACAGCGGUAUGGUAAAAGAUCCAGCCCGGAUACUGUGUUCUCAGACAUGUUACUGAGAGAGAGUGCAGAGAGCAUCCCACGAUCAUAUGGAAGAUAUGAUGACCUCUGGUAAAGCCAGACUGUUUCUGUGCAAUCAAUGUAUUUCAACUCCGUGUAUUUCACAGACUGCCUGCUCAUAUGAUGGACAUAUCAUAUGUCAUAUAUUGCAUGCAGCUGCAUAUUUGUGAAAUAAAAUUUGCUAUGUAACUAUUCACGAUACUGUAACUGUUGCUUCUGUUGAAUAUUGACAGUAAACCAGUGAUUCAAAAGUUUUCAGUGGUCUAUGUCUGCCAGUGUUGGCAUGUUACUGUUAUAGCACUGUAACCAAACAACUUAAACA